AUGACACUUAAGUAUCCUGUUUCUCAUCUUUCUUCACAAACAACUAAACAAGAAUCCACUAAACAAGAAUCUAAUAAAGUCUUUGCAAGAGUUGAAGAAAACAGAAGAGCUAGCCAGAGCAAAAACUGA
Molecule: messenger RNA, 129 nt
Organism: Cetraspora pellucida
Lineage: Eukaryota; Fungi; Glomeromycota; Glomeromycetes; Diversisporales; Gigasporaceae
Source: the annotation of a GenBank genome assembly